CCUUUGGAGGCUGGAUUCCCAUCAGCUUUCCAGUCUUCUAGUGACAGAGAGCAGCAGACAACGGACUCUAUGUACUUAAAAACCCACCAUAAGCUGUAACCAUGACUACUGAAGUAGGCUCCACUUCUGAAGUGAAGAAAGACCCUGAUCAGUUAGGAGCAGAUGCAGCAAAGGAGAAAUCUAAAGAAACAGCAGAAAAUCAGCAGAAUCAGUCAUCAGAGUCAUCCCCUACAGCUGAAAACCAAAGUACUCCACGUCGUCAGAAGAAAGAGAAGGAGCCAUCAGAGAGCAGGGGUAUUUCUCGAUUCAUACCCCCAUGGCUUAAGAAACAGAAGUCAUACAACUUAGUAGUGGCCAAAGAUGGAGGUGAUAAAAAAGAUCCCGCUGAAGCCGUUGUGGAAGAGCAGGUUUUAGAUAAAGAGCAGUCUCUUCCUGAAGAGGAAAGACAGGCCAAGGGUGAUGCUGAAGAAACGGUUCAGAGAAAACAGCAGGAGGUUAAGGUUGAUGUUAAAGAAGAAAAACCUUCUGUGAGCAGCGCUGAGACACAGCCUGCUGAAGAAGUAAAGGAGAAAGAGGAGGAGAAGGUAAAGGAAAUACAGGACAAGUCAGAAGGGGAAGCCGCAAAAAGGGAGACAAAGGAAGUGCAGACCAAUGAGCUGAAAGCAGAGAAGGCCCCUCAGAAAGCUGCCAAGAAGACCAAAACCGUGCAGUGCAAGGUAGUACUUCUGGACAGCACUGAGUACACCUGCGACCUGGAGAAACGUGCUAAGGGGCAAGUGUUAUUUGACAAAGUAUGUGAACAUCUCAAUCUCCUGGAGAAGGACUACUUUGGACUUUUGUUUCAGGAAAGCCCUGAGCAGAAAAACUGGCUAGAUCCUGCAAAAGAAAUAAAGAGACAACUGCGAAACCUGCCCUGGCUGUUCACCUUUAAUGUGAAGUUUUAUCCUCCUGAUCCUUCUCAACUGACUGAAGAUAUCACCAGAUACUACUUGUGCCUUCAGCUUCGGCAGGACAUUGUGUCUGGCCGCCUGCCCUGCUCUUUUGUGACACACGCUCUGCUGGGAUCUUACACUCUGCAGGCUGAACUUGGGGACUAUGACCCUGAAGAACAUGGCAGUAAUGACCUCAGUGACUUCGAGUUUGCUCCCACCCAGACAAAGGAGCUGGAAGAAAAAGUAGCAGAGCUGCAUAAAACCCACAGGGGUUUAUCUCCAGCACAAGCUGAUUCUCAGUUUUUAGAAAAUGCAAAGCGGCUGUCCAUGUAUGGUGUUGAUCUGCAUCCAGCCAAGGACUCAGAAGGCGUGGACAUCAAGCUGGGUGUGUGUGCUAACGGGCUUCUCAUUUACAAAGACAGACUGAGAAUCAAUCGCUUUGCUUGGCCAAAAAUCUUGAAAAUUUCCUAUAAGCGCAGCAACUUCUACAUUAAAGUGAGGCCAGCAGAGCUGGAACAGUUUGAGAGCACCAUUGGAUUCAAACUGGCAAACCAUCGGGCAGCGAAAAGGCUAUGGAAAGUGUGCGUGGAGCAUCACACUUUCUACAGGCUUGUGUCUCCAGAGCAGCCACCAAAGGCCAAGUUCCUGACCUUGGGGUCCAAAUUCCGCUACAGUGGCCGUACCCAGGCCCAGACUCGCCAGGCCAGCACCCUCAUUGACAGACCAGCCCCACAUUUUGAGCGGACCUCCAGUAAACGGGUCUCCAGGGGUGUAGAUGGAGUUCCAGUUGGUGUCGUGGACCAAUGUCUUGUGAAGGAUUUUCGUGGCCCUGCUGGUGAGGUUUCAGCCCAUGGCCCUGGAGGGGUCACCGCUGCCAUGGUACAAGAUGGGGAUGGCAGAAGGGACCUCAGAAGUCCAGUGAAAGCCCCACACAUGCAACUCAUUGAAGGAAAGCCCUUUUCCAUGUGCCCACCUUCGCCACUCAUCCGCUGUGCUUCAUUUCUUUCUCCAAACCUGUUGCCACUCCCUGAAGUGGACUUGCUUUCAGACAUUUCAGAGGAAGACCCCUUUGGGGAGGCUGACCAGAUCACAGUAGACAGCUUGGAGCUCCUUUCUACUGGCAAAACAUCAGAGCAGGGUGACAGCGAAGUCACUGCCCCUGAUUCUGUCCCAGAUGCUGUGGAAGCGCCUGCUCAGCCCGAAUGCCUCCCUACCCCCAAGGCACCUCUAAAAGAGGCUGACUGUAAAGAGUCUGAAUGUGGGCACGUUCCCUUCAGUUUCUGCAAGUGCUUUCCCUCCAGCUUUCCCUCACUUCUAGAUGAAGAUGGGUAUCUUGCUUUCCCCAGCCUCCCCAAGGUCUGGAUCUCCUUCCUCCCCGCUGAUGUCCAGCAUUAUGUUCCUAUCACCUCCCCUUCGUUCCUUCCUUCCCUCAUCCUCAUCUUUGGGCUACUACUCUCUGCUUCUCAGUCAGUGCCUUUUUCUCUCACUUUCUCCCUUCCUCUGGCUCUAUCCCUCUGCUAUCUGGAGGCGAAAGCCACUUCCUUUAAUGCCUCUUAUGACAGCGACGGGAAUGACAAAACAGAGGAAGAGGAAGCCAUUGCUGGUACUCUUACAUAAGCUACAAUUUACGGGGUCCACAAAACUAUUCUCCAUCUUAUAUGGUUUCUAAUGUAGAGUGUAAACAUGUGCAUAAAUUUCAAUACUGAUUGCCUGCCUACUAGUUUGGUCUACACAUUUGCGCACACACACAACAUUUUAGUGCAUGAAAAAGAAGUGUGAGUACCUCCCUGUCGUUGAUACCUACUGCCCAGUUCCACACAUGCUAAGUUGAGGACAAAGUUACAGGAUUAUUUUAGAAAUAUCUAGAACAUACUAAGUCAAAGGAGAAGGGACUCUGUUUCCCCAUGAAUGAUCUAUAUGGAGCCUAUUUUGUGGACCAAUAUUAAUGUUAUUUUAGGAUGGAAACUUGUUUCAGUAUAGAACUUAAGAUGCAGUGGACAUAACUGUAAAUAAUGUGUAGUAGUAGAACUCCUUAGUAUUGUUAAAUCUCUUGCUAGAAAACCAAGCUUGUUUUUGCAUUGAUGAGGAUGCAUCAGUAAUCUUUACUCUUGGGUAUGUAAUCUCAAACUCUUUGUUUCAUAUUAUUGUAACAUUUGGGAACUAGUUAAAUACCAGGAAGUAUUUUUUAACUAAAGCAUAAUUAUAUUAAAAAAGUCACUGUCAAGUAUUUUUAAGGAAAGUACUAUUUUGUCUUUAAAAAUGUCUGCAAAAAACAAGUUUUUGUAACUUUAGAAUAUUUAGUCCUAAGGUUGGCCCUUUUAGUGCUCUUCCAUUUAAAAUUGGAUGUCCAAGUUAAGAAUUUUUACCCUAUGUAGGACUUCCUCUGCACAACUAAUUCUGUGCUACACGUGCAGAAGGGUUUUUGAUUGUUUGGCUGAAUGUGGUCUGGUGACUUAGUGUCUCAUAUCCUGUGGGUAUUAUCAGUAACAUAAAUCACAAAAUUCAAAGGAAAUCUAAAGAAAAAAAUGUGAAAAUAAUGGUAUGACUAGGCAUUGCGUGAGACCAUGAGUCUUAAAGGUUGCCAGGGGGCUGCCCGAGUUGGACAUGUUAGAGUUAAGACUUGACCAUGGAAUUGGAAGAGGAUUCUUAGUAGAUUCUGAAUUGACUUUCCACGCUGAUAAAAUAUUUUAAGCUACCUGCUUACUUAAAAAUAUUAGAAUGAUUUUUUAAAAAGUUGAACUCUCAGAGUUAACACUCUUUAUCUCCAGUAACAAAAAAACAGGACAUCUAAUCCUGCUAUAGUUAAAAGUUAAACUAUUUUCCUUCUGUAUGAGAAUCACUUUUUUUUUUUUCCUUCCUAAGUUCCUUUCCUUGGGUUCAGUAGCCAGUCAACCUUUAUGUCAUUGUUAAACCUACAAAUUGAUUCUUUUGUUAUUAGUUUCUGAGAAUUGACCAACUCUGAACAACUACUCCUACUUAAAGAGUUUAUAAAGGAAACAGUGGCUGUAUUUCAAAGAAUAUUUUAAAAGUACCAUUUUAACAUAGAAAGAGACCAAUUUUCCCCGAGAGAAGAAAUUUAUGCUAAAUAAUUAAGUAAUGGGUGAACAUUUGCCCCUGACAUAAAUAAGGCUAACACCAGACUUUACAUCACUAUGCUUUAUACUGGUCAUUAGCUGAUCUAGGUAUUUCAUAUUCAAUAGAUUGAAUUAUGUCAUUUUUACACUCUCACAUUUUCAUUCCUGAGUUAAAAAAAAAAUUCAAAAACAGUACAUAACUUAGGGACUGAGAGAAAGAGUGAAGCUUCCAUUCUCCAUUC
Condylura cristata (star-nosed mole) is the source of this 4248-nucleotide messenger RNA. It is a transcript of the gene EPB41L2, whose product is annotated as erythrocyte membrane protein band 4.1-like 2. The record is from RefSeq and is a predicted model, not a curated record. Gene Ontology annotation, cellular component: cytoskeleton; plasma membrane. NCBI's taxonomy places the organism in Eukaryota, Metazoa, Chordata, Mammalia, Eulipotyphla, Talpidae. Gene Ontology annotation, molecular function: structural molecule activity; actin binding. The transcript has 13 exons. Gene Ontology annotation, biological process: cortical actin cytoskeleton organization. The coding region runs from base 102 to 2549 and encodes 815 amino acids.